UUGUGUUACUGAUGGGUGGUUUCAUUGUCUGGCCUGCUCUGUUCAUGUCUGUGAAGAAAGGCUUCGUUCAUUUCUCUGAGUUUGUUAUCGCUGUGUUCACGAGUUGGUUGGUCAGCAUUGUUCUGGUUGUUAUAUCGUUUUUGAUCCCGACUGAACCGAAUGCUUUGUUCAUCAUUUAUGGAUGUCUGAUAUUAUUCACAACGAUUCUGACUACUUUACUGAUUUCCAUUCCAAAGGCCACUGUGAUAGCAAGAGGGGGUGACCGACUCUCCCAGAAGUUAUUUUCACCGAUCGGUGCAGC
Messenger RNA from Owenia fusiformis, 301 nucleotides. Lineage: Eukaryota; Metazoa; Annelida; Polychaeta; Sabellida; Oweniidae. The record is from the annotation of a GenBank genome assembly.